AUGGGCAGAAAUAGAUAUAAUCAUAGGCGAAAUUCCUCGGUGAUGUUAGAUGCUGGUUAUGUGUCAAUACAAGCGAUAGAUUUCUAUGGAUCAACGCAGAUAUUUGGUUUACAUGGUCGAAAAUUGUUUUGUGUUAUCGUCUUGGUAUUUCUUCUUUUCAUAAUCAGUUUUAUCAAUUUAACAUGCUUGGUAUUUAUCAUGUACAAACUCGAUUGGACGCCGCUACACAAAAAUGGCUCGAAAGUCUUUCGAUUCGAUAAAUUCGAUCAUCAGAUUGAAUUAUAUAAAUCAACAACAUUCAGAGAUAUUAUUUAUACGACUCAAAUCAAAGAUGAUUCAUCACUUGACGUUCUUUCCAGAACACCGAUCGAUAUAUAUGGUGAUCAUAAUUCACUGCUGUUGAAUGAAAAUCAAAUCUCAAUGAACGCCGAAUAUUUUUCUCUAAAUCACAAAUAUCUAGUUGACUUUACUAAUCUCAAUUUAUAUAAGUUUGAUCGAAAGAGAAAAACCAAUGUUCAUCUUAGUCAAGUUGAAUCCCAUUAUAUUCAUGAUAAACAAUUGAAUUUGACUGGAGACAAACUUUUGACAAUUACAAAAGCAAAUCGAGUGUCGUUAAAUGCGAGAAAUAUAAAUGUCGACUUGAAUAAACAUCAUCAUCGGUCAGUCGUUCGUCUUGGUAGUUAUUGGAAAAGAAGAAAACCGACGGAUUAUCGACAAAAGAUUGCCCACGGAAAUUUACAAUUUCAAACGAAUUCAAUCUUUCUCGAUUUGCCACGAUCAUCGCCUGGAGAGAGUACUUCUUACAGUGAAAUAAAUGUCUAUCGAAUGUGUAUUUGUAAUACGACAUUGUUACUCUUACAGAGCUUUGCUCAUCAACCAUGUCCUCUUUGUUAA
Adineta ricciae is the source of this 894-nucleotide messenger RNA. Lineage: Eukaryota; Metazoa; Rotifera; Eurotatoria; Adinetida; Adinetidae. The record is from the annotation of a GenBank genome assembly.